Messenger RNA from Myzus persicae (green peach aphid), 1119 nucleotides. RefSeq lists its product as uncharacterized. NCBI's taxonomy places the organism in Eukaryota, Metazoa, Arthropoda, Insecta, Hemiptera, Aphididae. Bases 245 to 949 code for a protein of 234 amino acids. The transcript is spliced from 4 exons. Gene Ontology annotation, molecular function: sequence-specific DNA binding. The record is from RefSeq and is a predicted model, not a curated record.
AGAUUGAUAUUAAAUUGCCUAACUUUACUCCUUAAAAUAUGAUGAUACUUCCCACCAUUUUUGAAGUUUGAAUAUCAAUAAUAUUACAUUCGUACAAUCGUACGAAAUAUUAAAUAUAUUCAUAUUAGUACCUACUACCUAUAUUACAAUAUAAUAUUAAGUAUACUGUUAAUUUGUUAUCAAUUAACAAAAUUCAUAAGUUAACGGCAUAGUAAUUACUUGUAUUACUUUUAACUGCUUAAAAAUGGUGUCCAAAAAAGUAUGCGCUAUAAAUCAUUGUAAAAAUGAUUUAAGUGGUCAACAGAGAUUGUCUUUUCAUUCAUUUCCAAAAGACGUUCAUAUUUCUCAAAAAUGGGUUAAGUUUGCAAACAAUUCAAGAAUAAAUGAAAUUAUGAGAACUUUUGGACAUUUACAUCUGAGUUUAAAUUAUAGUAUUUGUUCAAACCAUUUUAACCCAGAAGAUUUUGUACCAAACAGGGGUUCUAGUAGAAGAUUAUUGAAAUAUGGUGUAGUACCUUCAUUAAAUUUACCAGUUACAUCUCCUCAUUUAGCUAAACCAUUGUUGAAAAGUUUAAAAUUAAAUUUCAAUAAUAUUUUUGAAAAUAGAAUGAAACAAAAUCAAAUACACAGUCCAGUAUUUUCUAUGUAUAAAAAAUUUGAUCGUUUAACAACUCCUAAAAAACUCACAAGUUCAAAAAAAAACAUUAUCCCAAAAGUUUCCGAGGAAAAUAAUUUUUUAACUGAAGAAUGGAAGAUGCAUAAGAAACCAGUAAAACGAUCACUUUUUGGAUCAGAUGUAGAUGCAUCAACAUCAAAUUUAGCAAAUAUGUUACCAAAAGAUGAACAUAAUAUUAUGGAUGAAUCUAAAGCAGGUUUGAAUAUUUAUAAAAUGUUUCAUUUCCGGUCUGGGACAUGGUUUGUGUUGUAUUUUUUUGUAAUAUUGUAUUAAAAUGUAUGUACUACUAAUUGUAAGAAUAAGUAAUAGAAUUUAGAUUUACAAGAGAAAAAAAUUAUUUACUCAGACAUUUGUGAAUUGCUAUUAAAAUAAUAAUCAUUUAAAUUAUUAUUUAUAAAUGUGUAUUGUGAAUGUUUUGUGGAUAAAUGUUACAUAAUUACAUA